AGACUCUCUUCUUUUGACUUUGACAGCUCAUAAACUGAAAACAGUGAAGCGCUCUGAAGAGUUUUAAUGGCCAAAAAUGUCGCGAUUUCUUCUCUUAAACUUUGAAGACUUCGGUCUAAACCAAGAUAUAACGAAGACAAUACAGUCCCACACCUUAUUCUGUAUCUGUUGUCUUGAAAGAAACGUCGCUUUCAUAAAUAUUGCAACAUGUUCGCAUUCGGACUAUUUGGACAAUUUUACGAGACCAGAGUUAAAGCCUAUAAAUGAAGUGAUAUGCCACACUUGUCAUAACAUGCUGAAGAAAAUAAAACAAUUUAAGGUGCAAGUGGAACAGAGCUUCAAUUUAUUGACAACACAAGCACUUGACUCAGAAGGAGCUGACAUCAGAAAACCAAACUUCGAACUCUGCAACGUAGUAAACAUAAACAUUCCAUCGGAGACGCCAAACCCAAGUGAAACGGAAGCCAGCACUCCGGUCCCACCAGACAAGACCACAACACCAGUGCCCGAACCAACACCAACACCGCCAGCUAACGAGAAACAGAUGAAGAACAUAAAAGAAGCGUUAAAGAUUAUUGAUAAUAACACAAAGAAUGCAUCCGUGAAACUGUUCACAGAUUCCGUUAAGAAUUUAGUUGAGAAAGAAGCGGCAGCGAUCACGGAAUCCGUUGCUUGUUUUAUUAAAACGGAGAUUCCGGAGCCACCGGUCAUUGUUAAGAUUGAAGGGAAUACGUCUGUGGAGGAGGGAGCACAAGAAACACCAGUUUCUCCGAACAUAUUAAAUAUAAGAACUGUUAUGAUAACAGAGGAUGAGCUAAAAGAAGAAAGGGCGACCAUAGCUGCCUCAGACGCGUAUCAGAAGAUGCCGCAUCGCUGUGAUAAGUGCCUGAUAGGGUUCAAUUAUAAAGAGAACUUGGAAGAUCAUAAUAAUAGGAAACAUAUGGCUAAAAAAGGCUGUGUCGUUUGCGACAUUUGUGAACAAAUCCUGUAUCCGGCUGGUGGUUAUGCUGCACACAAGUAUAGACACUUUUCAAGAUUCGAGUGCGCGAAAUGCUGUAAGAGAUAUCAUUGCUACGAAUCAGCGGUCGAUCAUUACAAGCUAGCACACACCGAGCAGGUGGAGAGGCCGACAGGGCGUCGCAGGAGGCCCGAGUACAGGCUGCCGCGACAGGAUAGAGACAGGUCGCCACACGCGCCGCCCACUCACACGGUUGUGAAGAGACAGAACUCCGGGGCUGGUAAGAAGCAUCUCGUAUAUAGGUGCUCAAUCUGUAAACAAGUGCUGAAAAACUAUGAAAACCUGCAGAAACAUAUGCAGAUUAAACAUUUCAAGAAUUCCGGCCUCGAAUGUGACCUAUGCGGGAGAAAAUAUACUAUUGCAAUGUCAAAAAAUGUGGUGCGAGAGUGUGAACAUAAAAUUACACUUAAAAAUAAAAUAUCUGUUAGACGGCCAGGUAAAACGUCCACAGAACGAUCACGUGAAUUUAGACAGCGGAAAAAGGUUUUAAGAAAUGCAAUUAACAAAGAUCUGAAUAUAAUUACAAAGACUCCCAAAACUCCAGCAGAGCGUAGUCGAGACUACAGAGCUAGAAAGAGACAAAGACCUGAAGAAAAUGUUGAAACUGAAGUAAAUCAAGACAAUUCUCAACCUUCGACUUCAAGUUUACUAAUUAAAAGAAAAAAAACAUCAACAGAACGCGUUCGUGAGUUUAGAGCAAGAAAAAAAACAUGACGGUUUCAGAAAACAUUAUUGAAGAUUGUCCAACAUCAUCGAAUAUUUCUAACUAGCGACCCGCCCCGGCUUCGCACGGGAGCAGUGCGAAGUAAUAUAAUAAGUAAUAUACGCCACAGAAUGUCUUUGACGUUCUUUAUUUUGAUAAGGAUUCAUACCAUCGCCAUUGCUGCAUCGUAAUAAAAAUCUCUGGAAUAAAUGUUUCAAAUUUGAAAAUUGUAUACUUUUCGUAUUUCUUUUGAUAAGGAUUAGUACCAUCUCAACAAAAACAGCUUCGCAUACAAGUUU
Molecule: messenger RNA, 2020 nt
Organism: Trichoplusia ni (cabbage looper)
Lineage: Eukaryota; Metazoa; Arthropoda; Insecta; Lepidoptera; Noctuidae
Product: zinc finger and BTB domain-containing protein 17-like
Exons: 9
Coding region: 77-1732 (551 amino acids)
Biological process (GO): regulation of transcription by RNA polymerase II
Cellular component (GO): nucleus
Molecular function (GO): RNA polymerase II transcription regulatory region sequence-specific DNA binding; DNA-binding transcription factor activity, RNA polymerase II-specific; zinc ion binding
Source: RefSeq, a predicted model, not a curated record